UAAACCACAAAUUUAUUUUUCCCUGAAGCUAAAAUAAACUAAAUUCUUUCCUUUAUAUGGCCGGAAGAAUCUCAAUCUCUCUCUCAAUAAUUCUCAAAGCUUCUCCAAAUUUUUAGUAAAAGCCGUCCUGUAGCAGGUUCCUCUCUGUCACUCCUAUCUUUUUGUAAAUAAAUAUCUUCUAAUUUUAAUUUUUGGAUAAAUAUAUAUAAAUAAUAAUAAUAGGUCCAUAGAUUCCGUUUCUGGAUAAUAUGUAUGUAUAAAUCAAUAUGUACCUGUAAAUUUGUGGUGUUUAUUUCGAGGGUUUAUUAAAAUUGAGAUAUUUGAGCUACCCAUAAUCUAGUUGAAGCUUUUUAGAUCAAUUAGAUUAAUGGGUUUUAUGGGUCUUUGAUAUAUUUUCCUUUCUGACUAGGGUUUACUUAUUGUAUGCUUAAAGUUUGGAGCUUAAUUUGUUGGAACUUGUAUUAGGAAUAAAUAAUAUAAGGGAUUUGCUUGUUUUGUAUAAAUUGGUCAAGGUGAAUUAAGCUUGGUCUGGGAGGGAAGAGAGGAAUUUGUGUUUUACAGGGAGAUAAAAUAUAGGUUGUGAAAUAAUUGAAUUGUUAAUUGGUGGAGAUGGUUGAGGCAAUUACAACCACCUCUUUUAUUGGGUGCCGGCUACCUUAUGGUUGCCGGGCUCUUGGGGAUGCUGGUUACAUGAAAAGAUCUCUUGGGAAUUGCCGAUUUUCGGUUGCUAGAUUUGUAGGUAGAAAAAUUGCUGGGAAUGAAUGUUUGUGCAAAAAGAGAGUUGAGAGGAUUGAUAUGGGGUCAAGAGGUUUGAUCAAAGCUCUUGCAAUGGAGUUGACAAAGGAGGCUUACUUGGAUAAAAAGAAGGAUCGAAUACCACGCUCGUGGAACUACAGCCUUGAAGCUGAUACCGAUCUAAGGCCGGGUGUAUGGCCGCCUAAUAACAAGGCGGAUAAUCCGUCUUUACAUAAUCCUUUACUUAGGCUAGAAAGGAUGGGUUGUGGGUGGUUAGGUGCUAUAUUUGAGUGGGAAGGAGUUGUAGUAGAUGAUAAUCCUGAUCUUGAGAAACAAGCUUGGUUAACUCUUUCUCAAGAAGAAGGAAAGUCGCCUCCACCGACUUUCCUUUUGAAAAGGAUAGAAGGAAUGAAAAACGAACAAGCGAUUUCUGAAGUUCUUUGUUGGUCUAGAGAUCCGGCUGAAUUGAGGAGGUUGGGUUCUAGGAAGGAGGAGAUAUAUCAAAGGUUACAAGGUGGUAUUUACAGAUUGAGAUCUGGGUCUCGGGAAUUCGUGGAUGUUUUGAUGGCGUAUGAGAUUCCUAUGGCACUUGUAUCUACCCGCCCACGAAAAAACUUGGAGGCUGCAAUUGGAGAUAUUGGAAUCGAAGGGGUGUUUAGUGUGAUUGUUGCAGCUGAGGACGUUCACAGGGGUAAGCCUGAUCCUGAGAUGUUCAUUUAUGCAGCACAACUUCUGAAAUUUAUACCCGAAAGGUGCAUUGUAUUUGGAAACUCGAACCAGACAGUGGAAGCAGCGCACGAUGCCCGAAUGAAGUGUGUUGCCGUUGCUAGCAAGCAUCCGGUUUAUGAGCUUGGAGCUGCUGAUUUGGUUGUCAGGCAUUUAGACGAGCUUUCAGUUGUGGAUUUAAAGAACCUUGCUGCGGUAGAAUCACCUGAAUUUCAAGAACCGGAGUUGGAGAUGGAGGAAGAAUUUGAAGAAGAACGGUUUUCAUCGACAACAACAGGAGUGGAAGAUAACUUCUGGUAGCACACCCAAAUUGUACAGUAUGUUGUCUUCUGUUUGUUGGUAAAAAUGUUAUUUUUUUUUCCUUUUGUGUAUAAAUUAGGACCAAAAAAGCAGAAAUUGGGAUGGUCUAUAUAACUACAUUGACUAUCUUUGUUAUUCUUAUGUAUGUGGCUUCUGUUCAAUAUACAAGUUUAUUGCUUCA
Molecule: messenger RNA, 1942 nt
Organism: Amaranthus tricolor (Joseph's coat)
Lineage: Eukaryota; Viridiplantae; Streptophyta; Magnoliopsida; Caryophyllales; Amaranthaceae
Product: 5-amino-6-(5-phospho-D-ribitylamino)uracil phosphatase, chloroplastic-like
Exons: 1
Coding region: 610-1761 (383 amino acids)
Source: RefSeq, a predicted model, not a curated record